UGUUUUAUCGAAUUUCUCUCCGUGCAUUGAUAUUUCGGUUUGGGCCCGCUUUUGUGUGCCUUUGGUUUAUUGCGCUCUUUGUCUAGCACUGACUUUGGCUCACACACACCACGGCCAACAGGAAGAACUCACACACACGCACACACACACACGCACGCAGAGCGAGGCCAAUUUCCAAUCACAUCCAUGAAAUAAGCAAAUAGUUGGUUCUGUCCGAUUCGGCUAUUUCUUCUUUCUUUUCUUUUCUUUACCACGGUCUUUUCCCGUUUCCAGCCAGCGAUUUCCUUCUUAAGCUAACUGCUUUCGGCACCAGCCGACAUUUACCAGCGCUAACUUGGCCAGAACAGAAGCUCGGCGGAUCUAAAACUUCCAAUUACCAAUUCCAAUUUCGGGAUCCAAGGAUUAACACACAAGUCGCUGCCUCCAAAUCUGUAUCUGUAUCCGUAUCUGCUUGUUUAAGUGUGAGUGUACCUGGAAGAGGAAACUGGAACUGGAAUCGUUGACGUUCUGGAAGCAGCGAGUCUGAUCGUUGUUGUUCUUGGCUUCUUCGGCUUCUUGGCUUCCCAUUCCAUUCCAUUCCCGAUUCCCGACUUCUUGGCGGACAUUCGCGGCUGCGUGAUAUUGGCCUGAUCAGUUGAGCGAUCAGUCGACGACGAAGGCUUGCAGUGAACGCGACGUGAAGUGCUGAACUCCAAACUCCAAACUCCAGACUCUCUUUUAGAGCCACCUCGAACGCGCGAAUCCCAUUCGUAUUCCCCGAUCGUCGCCAGUGGCAAUCAGAAAGUGCUCCGCGCUCCCAACAAUCGAACAAACCGAAGGAAAGAUGGCCAAAAUCGUUCUCUUCUGCCUGCUGAGCCUCUUGGCAUGCGCUGCAGGUCAACGCAUCACGACGAUCCACCUGGACGGAGUGCAGUACUUCAUCAGCCGAAUGAAUCCCUAUUCCCCGGAGCUCAACUACUUCCUGGCCUACCAGUACUGCCGUUCCCUGGGCCUGCAACUGGCCUCCUUUGAGACGAAGGAGAAGGCCGAGUCGAUGACCACGUAUCUGAAGAACGCCGGUUACGGCAACUACGAUUUCUGGACCUCCGGCAAUCGCCUGGGCACGGGCAUGUUCCUAUGGAUGAGCACUGGUCUGCCGUUCAACGCCACCUUCGACUUCUUCGAGAACUCGGCGGACGCCAUUCAGGCCGGUCUGCUCGAUCCCGUCGAUCAUAAUAGCAACACCUCUCCCCAGCGCACCGCUCGCGACAGCAGUGGCGCCGAGAAGGGAUGCGUGAUCCUGAAGCAGCCCACGCUCAAGUGGAUGCCCGAGGACUGCUCGGCCGUGAAGGACUUCAUCUGCGAGCAGACCCGCUGCUACUACUACAACUACGGCAGCAUCCCCGUCUCGUCGGCGCAGGGACGUCCCAUCACCUCCACCACCCCAAGGACCCCCGCCUCCCUGAUGAACCUGCAUGUGGCCGCCACCACCACGCCACUGCCCCUGCUGAUGUCCACCAGUGGCGCCAUGUACACCGCCGCCAAGGCCAAGUCCUCGCCAGCCGUGGGCCACCGCCUGAUCGAUGACUCCAGCUCCCAGCAGCAGCCAUCCUUCAUGUCCUUCAAGCUGAACCACGACCGCUCGCUGCCCGACACCGAUGCCGCCGAUGUGGACGUGGAGGACCAGGAGGCGGAUGUGGAGGCCGAGGAGCACGACGACCACGAGGCGGAGGGCGAGGGCGAGGAGGAGCACGAGGGCGACAACUUUGGAGACCAUGCCCGCGAGUUGGGCAACGACAGCGAUGGCGACAUCAAGGAGCACGUGUUCCCCCUGAGCGACAACGAACUGCACCCCGAGAUGCACUCCAUUGAGGAGGUGCAGCAGCAGUUGCAGCACCAGGAUCAUGAUUCGGGUGCGGAUACGGAUUCGGAUUCGGAUGUCGCACCAGCUGCUCCGGCGGCGGAGGAAAACGAGAGUUCGCAGCACGACUCGGAGGCGGAUGGGGAGCACGAGCUGGAGGCUGAGGGCGAAACCGAGGCGGAGAACGAGUCGCAGGUGGCUCCCGUUGAGGCCAGCGAACCACUGCCCCUGCCACUGGCCCUGCCCAGCUCCACCGAAUCCCCGGCUGCCGCCAUCGAGGAGCGCAUCAAGCAGAUCGCCCAGGACUUCCAGAAGAUGGCCAGCUCCCAGGAGCUGCAGCCCAAGGAGGAGCUGACCCCGCAAUCCUCCCUGUCGCUCAACGAUCUGAUACGGACCCUGCGGCCCAACGAGCAGCAGAUCAUCCCGCAGAUCGACUCGGACUACUCCAAUGCCAUGCGUGUCCUGGGCAAGCCACUGGCGGCCAACAACUAGGCAUGUCCUCGCGGACACUAGCCACUAGCCUAAGAUGUGUGUGUGUUUGGGUCUGGGGGUCUUCCCACGGGGACCACCGGGUUCCACUGAGGAAUGGCCAUUUUCGAGAGCCGGCCGGACAUGUCCGAAAAUGACGCUUCUCUCUGAGGACCUGGUGGCCACCGGAUGACCCCGCUGAAAUUAACGAUCCAGCGAGAGAUUAACGGAGCUAAGACAUUAAUCUAUAUAUAAUUAUAUAUGUAUUGUAUGCUUUAAUUGUAUGACAACCACCACAAAAAAGGAAACUCUUGAUUAAUAAACGUAAUAAGUAAAUAAAUUGGUAGUAUUUAACAAUG
Messenger RNA from Drosophila rhopaloa, 2667 nucleotides. RefSeq names its product protein starmaker (gene nw). Gene Ontology annotation, biological process: biological process involved in interspecies interaction between organisms. The transcript has 4 exons. NCBI's taxonomy places the organism in Eukaryota, Metazoa, Arthropoda, Insecta, Diptera, Drosophilidae. Bases 824 to 2332 code for a protein of 502 amino acids. Gene Ontology annotation, molecular function: carbohydrate binding. The record is from RefSeq and is a predicted model, not a curated record. Gene Ontology annotation, cellular component: external side of plasma membrane.